Messenger RNA from Aaosphaeria arxii CBS 175.79, 449 nucleotides. RefSeq lists its product as uncharacterized. Bases 95 to 406 code for a protein of 103 amino acids. The record is from RefSeq and is a predicted model, not a curated record. The transcript has a single exon. NCBI's taxonomy places the organism in Eukaryota, Fungi, Ascomycota, Dothideomycetes, Pleosporales.
AUGCUAGUUCCAUGUGCGCCUUAAGGCUCAUAGCAUGCCUGUAGAUAUUGCAUUGUACUGGUCUACAUACACUUUUUGUGGCUAACGGACGAAAAUGCCUUUCUUCGCCGUCCCCUGCUCUGCCCUUCCCUUGCUCUGCCCUGCAUCGAUGAAGCUCGUAUCAAAUGACUUUGACACCGCAUACAUUUGCAUCUGGAUGCCAGGCAACCGCCCUUCCUACGCCCGCGGGAUCCGUCUUCCAUCGUUCUCACAUCCCAUCGUUGUCCAAAGCUGCCAUCUUAUAUUCGUACAUCGUCACAUGGCAUCAACUAUCACAAGCCUCCAGUCCAAAGCGAGCCUCAAAUUCCAGAACCCCAUCCUGACAAAAAAAAAGCGAGAAGAAGAAGCUUCCACCAACCUUUCUUAGGUCGCCGGAGACAUUUAACUGUGCGUGUGAGUUUGCGAACGGG